Diaporthe citri is the source of this 666-nucleotide messenger RNA. RefSeq lists its product as uncharacterized. The record is from RefSeq and is a predicted model, not a curated record. Bases 1 to 666 code for a protein of 221 amino acids. Lineage: Eukaryota; Fungi; Ascomycota; Sordariomycetes; Diaporthales; Diaporthaceae. The transcript has a single exon.
AUGCCGUCCUUAAUCAAUGGCAAGUUCCAACUGCCUGCUCUCGACCUCAAGUUCGGCUCCCUGACCGAGGGCACCGAUAUCCCGCCGCCUCUCCCCUCGCCCAUACAAGAAGAGCAGCCCGAGACCCCACAGCCAGCAGCUGGGGACGCCGCCAAAUCCUCCACCGCGACCAACGGCACCCAGACGUCGCCAGCGGCAACCAGGGCCAACGGCAACAAGCAGUCCGCAGAGAACGUGCCUCUGCCUGGGUCGCCAACCUCAGUCAGGACCGGACAGGGUAGCAUCCGACGUUUGUUGAGCCGCCAUCGACUGGACUCGGCCUAUGCUAACGGAGAGACAACAGCAGGAGAUGCUGGUGUGCAAGCCCUCAAGAAACCGGACAGCCGCCCGACCAGCCGCAGCAACGCUAGCAUCACCACCGAAAAGCAGUCUAAGCGAGCCUCUGGCUUCUUUCGCCGCUUCCGGAGCUCCCAUGAUGCGACAGAGAACACUCGGCCAAGCAGGCUUUCCACAUCAAACGAGAACGAAAAGCCCGCCAUCUCCAGUCCCAGGCCGAGGGGUCCGCCGCCACCCAUGAUCCCGGAAUUCAAGGCCCUUGGGUCCAAGGUCGACCUCGACGGCGAACAGGGCAGUUUAGGAGACGACCUCUUCAAGAACAUAAAGUAA